Vicia villosa (hairy vetch) is the source of this 3784-nucleotide messenger RNA. RefSeq names its product auxin response factor 6-like. The coding region runs from base 789 to 3521 and encodes 910 amino acids. Lineage: Eukaryota; Viridiplantae; Streptophyta; Magnoliopsida; Fabales; Fabaceae. The record is from RefSeq and is a predicted model, not a curated record. Gene Ontology annotation, biological process: response to hormone; regulation of DNA-templated transcription. Gene Ontology annotation, molecular function: protein binding; DNA binding. The transcript has 14 exons. Gene Ontology annotation, cellular component: nucleus.
ACCUAACAACAAUAAUCAAUCAAACAAUCUUCUCUCUCUCCUACACACUCUCUCAUAAAAGGACACCAAAAAAAAUAAUGACGGUUGUGUUCUGAUUGAUUGAAUGAAACUUUGUGAGAAAGAGAAUCAUAGGGUAAGGUAAAGCAACAGUAGCAUGGUCACCAAGUUACUACUUCAAUUACUACUACUACUAGUAGAAGAACAAUACAAUUAUAGCUAGCUAUAUCACCACCACAACAAAGAAACACCAUUGUUUCUUUCUCAUUUUUCUAUAACUGGAAAAUUCACCCACCACUCUUAAAAAACUUAACUUUAUCCUUAAACACACUGUUUUCUUAUCUGGGUUUUUUGAGAUCCGUUCUCUCUUGUUUUCAUAAGAUCUGUUUGCUUUUCAAGUUUUCAUCUUUUUACUUUUUCACCUUCUGGGUCUUGUUGGUUGAGGGAAGGAAUAUAAGGAUUGUUGUGUGCAAUGAAGUGUUUAGUUGAAGAUUGGAACAUGGGGUGUUGGGGGAUGAGGAAGAGGAGAAACGAAUGAGGCAUAAAGUGAUUGUUUUUUGUUGUGAAACUGGUUUUGGUUGAGGGUUCAAGUGUAGGGAAUCUUUUGGUUGGUGAAAGGGGGUUAGAUAUAGAACAAAGAAUGAUAUUCUGUUGUAGAAGAAAGAAAGAGACUAAAAGGGUUUGUUUGUGGUGGGAGUGUCAUUUUCUGAUAACUUUGUUGCUUAAUUUGUCUACAUAGAGAGACUGUUUUACAUUAAUUUACAAAUUUCUUAUAUCUUUUUUUGCUCAAAAUGAGACUCUCUUCAGCUGGUUUUAGUCCUCCACCACCCCAAGAAGGGGAAAAGAAAGUUUUAGAUUCAGAACUUUGGCAUGCAUGUGCUGGCCCUCUUGUCUCUUUGCCAGCAAUUGGAAGUAGAGUUGUGUACUUUCCACAAGGUCACAGUGAACAAGUGGCUGUGUCAACCAACAAGGAAGUGGAUGCCCAUAUUCCAAACUAUCCAAGCUUACCUCCUCAGCUUGUUUGUCAACUUCAUAAUUUGACUAUGCAUGCUGAUGCGGAGACCGAUGAAGUGUAUGCGCAGAUGACUCUGCAACCUCUGAAUGCUCAAGAGCAAAAAGAGGCUUACCUUCCAGCUGAGUUGGGCACUCCGAGUAAACAGCCAACAAACUACUUCUGCAAGACCUUGACUGCUAGUGACACAAGCACUCAUGGGGGAUUCUCUGUGCCUCGCCGUGCGGCUGAAAAAGUGUUUCCUCCAUUGGACUUUUCCCAACAGCCUCCUGCUCAGGAGUUAAUAGCAAGGGAUUUGCAUGGCAAUGAAUGGAAAUUCAGACAUAUAUUCCGGGGGCAGCCGAAAAGGCAUCUACUUACGACAGGAUGGAGUGUUUUUGUGAGUGCUAAAAGACUUGUUGCUGGUGAUUCUGUGCUGUUUAUCUGGAAUGAAAAGAACCAACUGCUUCUUGGCAUACGCCGUGCUAGCCGACCACAAACUGUGAUGCCUUCAUCGGUGUUGUCAAGUGAUAGUAUGCACUUGGGACUUCUCGCUGCAGCAGCGCAUGCGGCUGCAACGAAUAGUCGCUUCACUAUUUUCUAUAACCCACGUGCUUGCCCAUCAGAAUUUGUCAUACCCUUAGCGAAGUAUGUUAAAGCUGUGUAUCAUACUCGAGUUUCAGUUGGUAUGCGAUUCAGGAUGCUGUUUGAAACAGAGGAGUCUAGUGUGCGACGGUACAUGGGUACAAUUACUGGCAUCAGUGACUUGGAUUCUGCCCGGUGGCCAAACUCACAUUGGCGCUCGGUAAAGGUUGGAUGGGAUGAAUCCACUGCCGGAGAAAGGCAACCGAGAGUAUCUUUGUGGGAAAUCGAACCAUUAACAACAUUUCCUAUGUAUCCAUCUCCAUUUCCCCUUAGGCUUAAACGACCAUGGCCUUCUGGUUUGCCUUCAUUCCAUGGCAUGAAAGAUGACGAUUUUGGCAUGAAUUCUCCUUUGUUGUGGCUUCGAGACAAUGAUAGAGGGCUUCAAUCUCUUAAUUUUCAAGGUAUUGGGGUUAACCCUUGGAUGCAGCCAAGAUUUGACCCUUCCAUGCUGAAUAUGCAAACUGAUAUGUAUCAAACUGUGGCUGCUGCUGCGCUUCAAGACAUGAGGAGUGUCGAUCCUACCAAACAGCAUCCUGGUUCCUUACUUCAAUUUCAACAACCGCCAAACUUCCCGAACAGGACUGCUGCUUUAAUGCAGGCACAGAUGUUACAACAGUCACAAUCUCAACAGGCUUUUCAAAAUAAUCAGGACAAUCAGAAUAUAUCGCAACCUCAGCAACAAACUCAGACUCAUACUCAUACACAACAGCAUCUGCAGCACCAGCACUCAUUCAAUAAUCGGCUCCAUCAUCAAAACCAGCAGCAGCAACAACAACAAACUCAACAGCAAGUGGUGGAUAAUCAGCAUAUUUCUGGUUCGAUCUCUACAAUGUCACAGUUUAUGUCAGCGCCUCAACCGCAGUCACCACCACCUAUGCAAGCUCUCCCUUCACUAUGUCAUCAACAGAGUUUUUCUGAUUCAAAUGUAAACUCUUCAACUACUAUUGUUUCUCCUUUGCACAGUAUCCUGGGUUCGUUUCCGCAGGAUGAAACAUCCCAUCUUCUAAGUCUUCCUAGAACAAACUCUUGGGUUCCUGUCCAAAAUUCAACCGGUUGGCCCUCGAAGCGUGUUGCGGUGGAUCCACUCCUUUCUUCAGGAGCUUCUCAAUGUAGUAUGCCCCAGGUGGAACAGGUAGGGCAGCCGCAGAAUAGCAUAUCUCAAAAUGCUAUUACGUUGCCACCGUUUCCUGGGAGGGAGUGCUCAAUAGACCAGGAAGGGAACAAUGAUAUGCAAAGUAAUCUUUUAUUUGGUGUCAAUAUCGAUCCCUCGUCUCUUCUAAUGCAUAAUAGGAUUUCAAACUUUAAGGGGAUUAAUGGAAACAUCAGUGACUCCUCAACCAUGCCCUAUCAUCAUCAAUCUUCUAAUUACAUGAACACCGCAGACACCAAUUCUUCAUUGAAUCAUGGAGUAACGCCUAGUAUUGGUGAAUCUGGUUUCUUGCAAAACCUUGAAAAUGGGGAGCAAGAAAACAACCCACUGAACAAGACCUUUGUGAAGGUUUAUAAAGCAGGGUCCUUCGGAAGAUCAUUGGACAUCACUAAGUUCAGCAGCUACCAUGAGCUGCGUAGUGAGCUCGCCCGAAUGUUUGGACUAGAAGGCGAGUUGGAGGACCCUGUGAGAUCAGGCUGGCAGCUUGUAUUCGUUGACCGAGAGAAUGAUGUUCUUCUCCUCGGUGAUGGCCCUUGGCCGGAAUUUGUGAAUAGUGUUUGGUGCAUCAAGAUACUUUCGCCCGAGGAAGUGCAGCAAAUGGGCAACACUGGCCUCGGGCUUUUAAACUCGGUUCCCAUUCAAAGGCUUUCAAAUAGCAUCUGCGAUGACUAUGUGAGCCGUCAAGAUCAAAGAAAUCUAAGCAGUGGAAUAACAACCGUUGGAUCUCUAGACUACUGAAAGAUGUGACUGUUAAUAGUCUGCAUUUUCAAACACUUGGCCAACUAUGGAAAGGGUUACCUAAAUUAAUAUUAUUUCUAUAGCCUUUUGCUUUUGUUUUCUGUUUUUCAUGGUAGGACUAUUCAUAAACUAAUACUGUAACUAUAUGUUAUCUUCUCAGUGUGCUAGCUACAAUUAUAAACAAUACUUAAUCAAUCCAUUAGGAAAUCAAUGUGUGAAGUUAAGUUAGUUCUCUCUACAAUUCAACUUUUGCCAAACAUAAA